AUGGAGAAUGAUGAAAUAUGCCUACAGCAAUUUCUAAAAUCUGAGGUUACGAUUGAUGAGGAAAUGAAGCAAGAAAAUAUCGAUGGGCAUGAUGCUGCAACUAAUACAAGUAUAGAUGAAAAACAUUACAUAUUUUCUAAAGAAAUUAGUAAUUCAACUAACACGAAUAAAUCAUUUGAAAGUGUUUCUGAAAAAUGUAGAAUAAACAAUAAUCUAAAACCAUAUAAUUGUGAAUUUUGCCAUAAAACAUUCAAUACAAAGAAGAACUUGAACCAACAUAAAUUUCUUGACACUGGACAAAGACCUUUUGAAUGUGAAAUAUGUAAUAAAUCAUUCAAAAGGAAGGAUAAUUUAAAGGAUUAUAAAAUGAUUCACACCGGUGAGCGUCCUUUUGGUUGUGAAAUAUGCAAUAAAACAUUCACAACAAAGGCAACUUUUUAUGGACAUAAAAUGAUUCACACCAGAGAAAAACCUCAUGAAUGUGAAAUAUGUCACAAAACAUUCAAAUUAAAGCAACAUUUGAAAAUACAUAAAAUGAUUCACAGUGGAGAAAAACCUUAUGAAUGUGAAAUAUGUCAUAAAACAUUCCAAAGAAAGCAUAAUUUAAAUGAACAUAAAAAGAUUCACACUGGACAACGUCCUUAUGAAUGUGAAAUAUGCAAUAAAACAUUUGUAAGAAAAAUGUCAUUAGUACGACAUGGAACAACUCAUACUGAAGAACGUCCUCAUAGUUGUAAAAUUUGCAAUAAAGCAUUUUCAACAAAUAGUAUAUUAUUUCGACAUGUAAAAGGAGUACAUGCUGGAAUAUGCCCUGCUUUUCGACUUUUAAGCAGACAUCUUAACAAUAACCUUCAAACGUCAAAAAUGUCUGAAGAAACAAAUUCAAACACAACAAUUAAAAUUGAAACGAUCGAAUAUUCUCAAGUUAAACAAGAUUUAGAUGAUUAUGAAAACACCACAAGUAUUUGUAUGGAGAAUGAAAUUUGUCUACAGCAAUUUCUGAAAUCAGAGGUUACUGUUGAUGAGGAUAUAAAGCAAGAGAGGAUCGAUGAGCAAGAUUUUCAAGUGAAACAAGAAUUUGAUGGUUAUGAAUGCACAUCACAUAUGAGUAUGGAGAAUGAUGAAACUUGUCUACAGCAAUUUCUAAAAUCUGAGGUUACGAUCGAUGAGGAAAUGAAGCAAGAAAAAAUCGAUGGGCAUGAUGCUGCAACUAAUACUAAUUUAGAUGAAAAACCUUACUUAUUUACUGAAGAAAUCAGUAAUUUAAGUAAUUUUAGCAAUAAUCAUCAAACAAAAGCAUUAUUAAAUGAACAUAAAGCUAUUAUUUUUACUAAAAAACGACCUUACAAAUGUAAAGUAUGCAAUAAAACAUUCACAUUUAGUGGAAAUUUAAGCGAACAUAAAAAAAUCCACUCUGGAGAACGUCCUUACAGUUGUGAAAUAUGUCAUAAAACAUUUGCAACAAAACGAACUUUAAAACAACAUGAAGUUGUUCACACUGAGGAACAACCUUAUGAAUGUGAAAUAUGCGAAAAAACAUUUGCAAGAAAGAGAUCAUUAUACAUACAUAAAAAGAUUCAUACUGGAAAACAUCAAUCAUCAAAGGAUACUGAAGGACCUUUUAGUUGUGAAAUAUGUCAUAAAGCAUUCAAAAGAAAGCAGAAUUUAGAACAACAUAAAACAAUUCAUAGUGGAGAAAGUCCUCAUGAGUGUAAUAUAUGCAAUAAAUCAUUCACAGCAAAAGCUUCAUUAAGACGACAUGAAAUUAGUCACACCGGAGUGCGUCCUUAUAGUUGUGAAAUAUGCGAUAAAACAUUCACAGCGAGAGAAUCAUUAAGUAGACAUCAAAUGAUUCACACUGGGGAACGUCCUUAUAGUUGUGGAAUUUGCAAUAGAGCAUUUCCAAUACUAGAUGCAUUAAGAAAACAUGUGAAAGGAGUACAUUGUGGAAUACGUCCUGUAAGAAAACGUUUAAAAAAAGUUUUGUAUGUGCCGGAAACUAUCCAACCUUAAAAUCCUUUUCUU
This is a messenger RNA of Ctenocephalides felis (cat flea), 2025 nucleotides long. RefSeq names its product zinc finger protein 91-like. The record is from RefSeq and is a predicted model, not a curated record. The transcript has 2 exons. NCBI's taxonomy places the organism in Eukaryota, Metazoa, Arthropoda, Insecta, Siphonaptera, Pulicidae. Bases 1 to 2013 code for a protein of 670 amino acids. Gene Ontology annotation, biological process: regulation of transcription by RNA polymerase II. Gene Ontology annotation, molecular function: RNA polymerase II cis-regulatory region sequence-specific DNA binding; DNA-binding transcription factor activity.